CACCUACACUUAUACAACAUUACCUGAGAAAUCUCAGAGGGAGAGAGAGAGAGAGCAGAGGAGAAGAAGGGAGAGAGGAGAGAAGAAAGGGGGCCUCCAAGCCUUAAGACUCUCUCUUCCUUCUUCCUUCCUCUCCACAAAACAGGCACUGAAGCUCGCCAGGCGAAAGACUCUCUCCCCCUCUCUCUCUCUCUCUCUCUGUCUGUCUGUCUGUCUGUCUGUCCCUUUGUGUCUCUGUUCAGACAUUUCCUCUCGCCAUGAUGUCGUUGAAUCACACAUCUUUCCUGAACAAUUCAGGAUUUUGUGGGUCGUGCAAGAAGAGCUUGUUGUUCUCUCGGCUGCAGAGGAGCCCCGUGUCUCAUGUUAGGAUAGCCGCUGCCUUGGGCUCGUCAAGUAACAAGGGGACCGGUGACAGAAACGUGAGCUUUUCGGUGGAGGCUGCAGUGAAGAACAUGGCCGCGGUUGAGCUGGUGGACUCCGAGUCAGCAGUUGCUGGAGGGGUGAAGGAUGUCUAUGGUGAGGACACAGCCACGGAGGACCAGCUUGUCACUCCUUGGGCUGUCUCUAUUGCUAGUGGAUAUUCAUUGUUACGAGAUCCGCACCACAAUAAAGGGCUUGCAUUCUCGGAGAAAGAGAGAGAUUCUCAUUAUCUCCGUGGUCUCCUUCCCCCAACAGUUGUUCCUCAAGAUCUCCAGGUGAAGAAAAUGAUGCACAAUAUCCGCCAAUACCAAGUCCCGCUUCAGAAGUACAUGGCCAUGAUGGAUCUCCAAGAGAUGAACGAAAGGCUGUUUUACAAGCUUCUCAUAGAGAAUGUUGAGGAGCUUCUCCCAGUUGUCUACACACCGACUGUUGGUGAAGCUUGCCAAAAAUAUGGGAGCAUAUUUAGGCGCCCGCAAGGCCUAUUCAUCAGCUUAAAGGAAAAGGGGAAAAUUCUCGAGGUGUUAAAGAACUGGCCUGAGAGGAAUAUCCAAGUCAUUGUUGUGACUGAUGGAGAGCGGAUCCUUGGUCUCGGAGAUCUUGGGUGUCAGGGGAUGGGGAUACCAGUAGGGAAGCUUUCUCUGUACACAGCUCUUGGAGGAGUUCGGCCCUCUGCUUGCUUACCUGUUACAAUUGAUGUUGGUACAAACAAUGAGAAACUAUUGAAAGAUGAAUUCUACAUCGGAUUAAGGCAGAAACGGGCAACUGGACAGGAAUAUGCCGAACUUCUGCAUGAAUUCAUGUCAGCUGUCAAGCAGAUCUAUGGGGAGAAAGUCCUUGUUCAGUUCGAAGACUUUGCAAAUCAUAACGCGUUUGAUCUACUCGCCAAGUAUGGAACUACUCAUCUCGUUUUCAAUGAUGAUAUUCAGGGAACGGCAUCAGUUGUCCUCGCAGGUCUCAUUGCUGCACAAAAGUUAGUUGGUGGAACUUUAGCAGAUCAUAGAUUCUUAUUCCUCGGGGCGGGAGAGGCUGGUACUGGGAUAGCUGAACUGAUAGCACUUGAGAUGUCAAAACAGACAAAUGUUCCUGUGGAUGAUGCUCGAAAGAAUAUAUGGCUUGUAGACUCGAAGGGAUUGAUUGUUAGUUCUCGCAAGGAAUCCCUACAGCACUUUAAAAAGCCCUGGGCCCACGAGCAUGAACCAAUUAGGGAUCUCGUUGAUGCUGUUAAGGCAAUAAAACCAACUGUGCUUAUCGGAACAUCUGGAGUGGGGAAAACAUUUACUAAGGAAGUGGUUGAGGCCAUGGCCUCUUUGAAUGAGAAACCAAUCAUCCUUGCCCUUUCGAACCCGACUUCACAGUCUGAAUGCACAGCAGAAGAGGCGUACACUUGGAGUCAGGGUCGUGCAAUUUUCGCAAGUGGGAGCCCCUUCCGCCCUGUAGAAUAUGAGGGGAAGGUUUUCGUGCCAGGACAGGCAAAUAAUGCAUACAUCUUCCCGGGAUUUGGCUUGGGCCUCAUAAUGUCCGGAGCAAUCCGCGUUCAUGAUGAUAUGCUGUUGGCUGCCUCCGAAGCCCUAGCUGCUCAGGUGACUCAAGAGAACUUCAACAAGGGACUCCUCUACCCACCAUUUGCUAACAUCAGAAAGAUCUCUGCCCACAUUGCUGCCGAUGUGGCUGCCAAGGCCUAUGAGCUCGGUCUGGCAACCCGGCUUCCUCAGCCCGACGAUCUGGUGAAGUAUGCUGAGAGCUGCAUGUACAGCCCUGCAUACAGAAACUAUCGGUGAACUGGAGAGAGGAAAUUAUGUUUUGUUUUGUCAUCUUAAAUGCGACAUUUAAUUACUUAUCCAAAAAAAAAAAAACAAAGAAAUCCAACAUUUAAUUACACUUUUUUUUCGUCUUCUUUUACUUUCCAUCAAUUUUUUUGGAGUAUUUUGGAUAAACACAAAAAAAAAAAAAUUUGUUGGUGUAGCGGGAUUAUAUCUGUAGUGGGGGCAGCAUUAGGCCCAUAAUACAAAUGUUUUGAUUAUUUGAAAUUCAUAGAAAGUGAAUCGAAUUUUGUCAAGUAGCAAGUCUGCAGUUCAUAA
Molecule: messenger RNA, 2498 nt
Organism: Punica granatum (pomegranate)
Lineage: Eukaryota; Viridiplantae; Streptophyta; Magnoliopsida; Myrtales; Lythraceae
Source: RefSeq, a predicted model, not a curated record